AUGCCUGCGGUCCGCGGUGAAGGGAUGAGGGGCUUGGCAGUUUUUAUAUCUGAUAUUCGUAACUGCAAGAGUAAAGAAGCCGAAAUAAAGCGGAUUAACAAGGAGUUGGCCAACAUUCGAAACAAAUUCAAGGGCGACAAGACCUUGGAUGGAUACCAAAAGAAGAAGUAUGUCUGCAAGUUGCUGUUCAUUUUCCUUCUGGGACACGACAUUGACUUUGGUCAUAUGGAAGCUGUCAAUUUGCUUAGCUCAAACAAAUACUCAGAGAAGCAAAUAGGCUAUCUCUUCAUUUCUGUGUUAAUGAACGCCAACAAUGACUUAAUGAAACUGAUCAUCCAGUCGAUCAAGAAUGAUCUGAACUCUCGUAAUCCAAUUCACGUCAACCUAGCGUUGCAGUGCAUCGCCAAUAUUGGAUCCACAGAAAUGGCCGAGUCCUUUGGCAAUGAUAUUCCACGUCUUCUAGUGUCUGGCGAGACGAUUGACGUUGUGAAGCAGAGUGCCGCUCUCUGUCUGCUGCGUCUCUACCGGGCACUGCCUGACCUGAGCCCCGGCGCCGAGUUCACCUCCCGCAUUGUGCAUCUACUGAACGACCAGCACAUGGGCGUAGUGACCGCCGCCGUCAGCCUGAUCAACGCUCUGGUGAAUCGAAAUCCGGACGAGUACAAGGGCUGCAUCUCACUGGCGGUGUCGCGGCUGAGUCGCAUCGUCACUGCGUCCUACACCGAUCUGCAGGACUACACCUACUACUUUGUGCCAGCGCCGUGGCUGUCGGUGAAGCUGCUGCGUCUUCUGCAGAACUACCCGCCUCCAGAUGAUCCGGGCGUUCGAGGCCGACUGAACGAGUGCCUCGAGACGAUUCUGAACAAGGCGCAGGAGCCGCUGAAGUCGAAGAAGGUGCAGCACUCGAAUGCGAAGAACGCCAUUCUCUUUGAAGCCAUCAGCCUUAUCAUUCACAUGGACAACGAGCCGAACCUGCUUGUGCGAGCUUGCAACCAGCUGGGCCAGUUUCUGCAGCACCGUGAGACCAACUUGCGCUACCUGGCGCUAGAGAGCAUGUGCCUUCUGGCCACCUCGGAGUUUUCGCACGAAGCGGUGAAGAAGCACCAGGACACGGUGAUCAACGCCCUCAAGACGGAGCGAGACGUCAGCGUCCGGCAGAGGGCCGUCGAUCUGCUCUACGCAAUGUGUGAUAAGACCAAUGCCGAGGAGAUUGUUGCUGAGAUGCUCUCGUAUCUGGAAACAGCCGAUUACUCUAUACGCGAGGAGAUGGUGCUGAAAGUGGCCAUUCUCGCGGAAAAGUACGCCUCUGACUACACCUGGUACGUGGACGUGAUCCUCAAUCUCAUUCGAAUUGCCGGCGACUACGUCAGCGAAGAGGUCUGGUACCGAGUCAUCCAAAUUGUCAUCAACCGAGAAGAUGUCCAGGGCUACGCGGCAAAGACGGUUUUUGAGGCGCUGCAAGCUCCGGCGUGUCAUGAAAAUAUGGUCAAAGUGGCCGGCUACAUUUUGGGCGAAUUUGGUAAUCUCAUUGCAGGCGACCAAAGAUCGAGCCCUAUCAUUCAGUUUCAGCUGCUGAACUCCAAGUACCACCUCUGCUCGACGAACACGCGUGCACUCUUGCUGACCACCUACGUCAAGUUCAUCAACCUCUUUCCGGAGAUUAAAGUCGACAUUCAGACAGUGCUGAAGAAUCACAGCAACAUCAAAAGCGCCGAUGCAGAGCUGCAGCAGCGAACCGUUGAGUACUUACAGCUGAGUCAAAUUGCCAGCACUGAGGUGCUAGCGACAGUACUCGAAGAGAUGCCUCCAUUCCCCGAACGAGACUCUUCCAUUCUCGCCACCCUGAAGAAGAAGAAGCCCGGAAUGAAUGUGCCUGACAAGGUCCUCAAGGAGGGGCGAAAUUCAAUUCCCAACGCCAUCAACAACUCGACCGAUUUGCUGGGCCUGACUGCCUCUGCCGCGCCGGCUACCGACGCUCUGGGCGUCGCCCUCGGCCAGAACAGCUCUAACCUGUUGGUGGACAUCUUUGGCGACCCUGUCGGUCCCAGCGAUGGUCUGAACAGCUCCGACGGUUUCAAUGGUCUGGCGGCGGCCAGUGACGGGACGGUGGUCAUUCACAGUAAUGAGGAGUGCAUCGACAAGCUGCUAUGCAAGAACAAUGGCAUUGUCUUUGAGAACACCCUCAUUCAAAUCGGUGUCAAAUCGGAGUACAAGCAAAAUCUGGGCAGAAUCAGCCUCUUCUACGGUAAUAAGACCACUGGCAAAUUUACCCAGUUUCUUCCAGCCAUCACCUGUCCGGGAACUCUCGCACUGGACGUUCAAGCCAAGCCCGUGGAGACAGCUAUUGAGGGCGGCGCUCAGGUGCAACAGCUUAUCAACGUCGAAUGCAUCGACCACUUUGCCUCAAUGCCGACACUGGUGGUGCAGUUCAUCAGCAAUACGAAUGUCCCGCAGAAAAUUACACUGCAACUACCGAUUACCAUCAACAAGUUCUUUGAGCCCACCACAAUGAACUCAGAGAACUUUUUUCAGAGGUGGAAAAACUUGAACAAUCCUGGUCAGGAAGCUCAAAAGAUUUUCAAGGCAAAGUUUUCAAUGGAGGGUGACAACUCGCGAACCAAAUUGAGUGGAUUUGGCUUUCAACUGCUGGAGAACGUUGACCCGAAUCCGGAAAAUUACGUUUGCGCUGCCAUUUUCCACAGCCGCCAAGUACAGGUGGGCUGUCUUCUUAGGUUGGAGCCGAACAAACAAGCACAGAUGUACCGACUUACAAUACGAUCCAGCAAGAAUGACACCUCAGGGAGGGUGUGCGAACUGCUGCAGGAUCAGUUCUAA
Messenger RNA from Rhagoletis zephyria (snowberry fruit fly), 2835 nucleotides. Lineage: Eukaryota; Metazoa; Arthropoda; Insecta; Diptera; Tephritidae. The record is from RefSeq and is a predicted model, not a curated record.